AUGGCCGCUUACACCCUGGAGAGCGCGGCUGUGAGGUGCAGCGACACCCUCAGCCUAUUGGUCUCGCCCGAGGUGGCGGAAUUCUGCAGGUCAAAGUCGGAAAAGUACGGGCCAGGACUGAGUGGCGCCCUCUUUGGCGUUGGUGUCUGGUUCUGGCUGGAUGCUGUUGCCAUCAGCCCCAUCAAGGUGCCCUUCUCUCAGGCACGUCGGGGGUCGUAUCUCCCUGGACUGGUGGCGGUCCUCGCCUUGCUCAUGAUCACGGCUGUCAGGAGGGACGAGAUAAGUUACGAUCCCUUCAGCGAUGACGGCGUGUACUGUCGGUCGCGGUCCUGGCUGCUGGCGGCCUACCUCGUCUCCUCUGGAGCCGUCACAGGCUCAGUGUUUGUCAUGCUGCACCACUUUGGCAGCAGUGCUCAAGACACCCGAUGGGUCGGCAUAGCGAGUGUGCUGGAGGUGGCAUGCAUCCUGGGCAGCGCCCUCCUCUUCUUCGUGUCGAGGUCGCCUGGUGACGAGGGUGGCUAUGACGCAUACUAG
Auxenochlorella protothecoides is the source of this 534-nucleotide messenger RNA. Its product is annotated as Transmembrane protein 50A. The record is from RefSeq and is a predicted model, not a curated record. Gene Ontology annotation, biological process: late endosome to vacuole transport via multivesicular body sorting pathway; protein targeting to vacuole. The transcript has 4 exons. Lineage: Eukaryota; Viridiplantae; Chlorophyta; Trebouxiophyceae; Chlorellales; Chlorellaceae. Bases 1 to 534 code for a protein of 177 amino acids.